Aspergillus heteromorphus CBS 117.55 is the source of this 1200-nucleotide messenger RNA. RefSeq names its product NAD(P)-dependent alcohol dehydrogenase. Gene Ontology annotation, biological process: alcohol metabolic process. The coding region runs from base 47 to 1198 and encodes 383 amino acids. The record is from RefSeq and is a predicted model, not a curated record. Gene Ontology annotation, molecular function: zinc ion binding; alcohol dehydrogenase (NADP+) activity. NCBI's taxonomy places the organism in Eukaryota, Fungi, Ascomycota, Eurotiomycetes, Eurotiales, Aspergillaceae. The transcript has a single exon.
CGGCUUCUCUGGCUCGACUCCACUCACCCGGUAAUGCAGUGACAUCAUGUCCACUCCCACUGUCACUGCUACCAGGCCGAGGGAUAUAAAGCCGCACAGCGAGGAGACCUCGCUGGAAUCCAAAGCCCAUCGCAGACCACUUUCGAACAGCACAACCUACCUACCUACUUUACAUAAUCCACCCACCCAAGCGUUCACCAUGGGAUACGACUUCACUGUCUACAGAGGGUCCAAGGGCGGGACCAUCACCGAAAGCAAGACCCACCGCGAUGCGCUGAAGCGCGACGAAGUGCUCGUGUCCGUCACCCACUCCGGCGUCUGCUACACGGACGUGCACUACCAACACGCCGACAUGGCGCUCGGCCACGAAGGUGCGGGCGUCGUCGAGCAGACCGGCCCAGACGUCCAGGACCUGAAGAAGGGCGACCGCGUCGGCUGGGGCUACGAACACGACUGCUGCGGCCGAUGCUCCAAUUGCCUGACGGGCUGGGAGACGAUGUGUCCGGAACGGAAGCUCUAUGGACUUGCGGAUUUCGACCAGGGCUCGUUCGCGUCGCACGCGGUCUGGCGCGAGGCGUUCCUGUUCAAGAUCCCCGAGGGAAUCAGCAAUGAGGACUCCGCCCCGCUGAUGUGCGGUGGCUCGACGGUGUUCAAUGCACUGCAUGUGGCGGGGGUGAAGCCGACGGACCGCGUGGGGAUCGUUGGGAUCGGAGGGCUUGGACAUCUGGCGAUCCAAUUUGCGGCGAAGAUGGGAUGUCACGUCGUGGUAUUCUCGGGGACGGAUAGCAAGAAAGAGGAGGCGAUGCAGCUGGGCGCCAGGGAGUUCUAUGCCACCAAGGGGGUGAAGGAGCUCAAGAUCGGAAAACCUCUCAACAGCCUGAUUGUCAGUACGAGCAGCCAGCCGGAUUGGCCUCUCUACGUCCCUGUCCUGGCCCCCGGGGCUGUUAUCUCGCCGCUGUCGGUCGCCAACGAGGAUUUCAAGUUCCCGUAUAUGACCCUUGUGACGAGUGGGCUGCGCGUCCAGGGCUCGAUUGUUGCGGCUAGACAGGUUCAUCGCGAUAUGUUGGAUUUUGCCGCCUUGCAUGGAAUCAAGCCGAUUAAGAUGAAGUAUCCGCUGACCCUUGAUGGUGUCAAGGAGGCAUUGAAGACGCUGGAGGAGGGGAAGAUGAGAUACCGGGGUGUUCUGGUGGCGCAAUAGGG